This is a messenger RNA of Botrytis porri, 1200 nucleotides long. RefSeq lists its product as uncharacterized. Lineage: Eukaryota; Fungi; Ascomycota; Leotiomycetes; Helotiales; Sclerotiniaceae. The coding region runs from base 1 to 1200 and encodes 399 amino acids. The transcript has 4 exons. Gene Ontology annotation, molecular function: oxidoreductase activity, acting on paired donors, with incorporation or reduction of molecular oxygen; heme binding; monooxygenase activity. The record is from RefSeq and is a predicted model, not a curated record.
AUGGGACAGGAAUCCAGGAAACAUGGUUGUCAAUCCCCUCCUAAAUAUCCUAACAAAGAUCCGAUUCUAGGGCUUGAUCUUUUCAUCGAUAAUUUCCGUCAAAUGAUCAAGUCGAAUUUACUCAAUACUUGGGUAAAUCGCUUCCAAACUUACGGGAAUACUUUCUCAGCGAAAGUUCAGACAACGCAUUCUAUCUGUACUGUCGAUCCAAGGAAUCUGCAAACAGUUCAUGCUCUGAACUUUACUCAUUAUGGUAUUCAGCCAUUGCGUCAACCUCCUACUUUGCCGUUUCUUGGUGAGGGGGUGUUUACUACGGAUUGUUCGUUUUGGGAACACUCCAGAGCUUUGAUUCGACCUACAUUUACCAAGUCAAAUGUUGCCAAUCUUCCAGCUUUCGAAAGUCACUUUCAAAAAUUUCUUGCGUUGGUCCCAACAGAUGGAACCAAGGUUAAUCUGAAACCACCUUUAAAUAAACUGAUUUUCGACACAUCCACAGAGUUUCUUUUCGGAGAGUCCAUGAAUACACUAUCUCCAGAUACUCCAUUCCAAACAGAGGAGUGCCUCGCAACUUUUGACUAUGCUAUCAGAGGCAUGAUAAUCCGGCCCCAACUAGGAAGUCAUGAAUCUUCCGCUAUUACGAUUGGUAACGCGAUUUUCAAUCUUUGUCGUAACCCCGAGAUGUGGAAGAAAUUCCGGUCUGAAAUUCUUUCAGAGGGUGAUAAGCCAUUCACAUUUGAGCCGCUGAAGAAUCUUCACUAUCUGCAGUAUGUCAUCAAGGAAACAUUACGUCUACAUCCCGUUGUUCCCACCGGUACAAGAAUUGCUUUGCAAGACACCAUACUGCCCACUGGAUGCGGUCCGGAAGGCACCUCACCUAUCUUCGUGAGAAAGGGUCAGAUAGUUUUUGCUUCUUUCCACGCCCUUCACAUGCUGGCACCUUGCUUCCAACCUGACCUAAAUAUCUUCCGACUAAAGAGAUGGGAGACGGUGCGACUAGGGUGGAAUUAUCUUCCAUUUAUAGGAGGACCGAGGAUGUGCCCAGGUCAGAAUUUAGCUUUGACAGAAACGGCGUGUGUAUUAGCGAGGAUGGCACAAGAAUGGAGAGGAAUGAACUGUAAGGACGAGGUCAGGGAGUGGGUGGAACUAACGACCGGAGUUGCAAGUAGUGAGAAUGGAGUCAAAGUAGGCGUCGUUGUGUAA